AUGCUGGCGGAAUGUGAGGCGGGGAUAGAAUUGAGCCAGGUAUUGGUCCACUGUUCGAGGGUCAUCUAACCCCGUCGUUAUCUCUUUACUAUAAUAACACAUCAGCUUUAACUGGCGUCUCGUGUCGAGUCACAUUUUUGCUCCGAUAAUCCGGUCGCGGUAUUUAUUGCCUUUCUGAGCGCUACUGGGGACGCUCUCUAAACGGAAGCGAGCUAGUCGGAGUAGUUUUUGCCAUAGUGCUGGUUUACUCAUAUAACAAUGGGGAUUCGGACAGGGAUCGCCUUAAUAUGUCUCGCUGUAUUUGGAUUGGUUGCAGCUGAGGACGCAGAAAACAACGAAAGCGUGAUCGAUGAAUUGGUUGUGGAGACAUUGCUGAUGCCGGAGACAUGCACGGUUACAUCGAAUAUGGGAGACACGCUUCAAAUCCACUACACGGGUCGACUGAUGGACGGGAAGGUGAUUGACACAUCUCUGUCUCGUGAGCCUCUGCUGGUGGAGUUGGGGAAGAGAUCGGUCAUCACAGGACUUGAGCAAGCUCUGGUUGGCGUAUGUGAAGGACAAAAAAUCAAGGCCACGAUUCCAGCGCAUCUUGCAUAUGGAAAGAGAGGAUACCCUCCAACCAUACCAGGAGACAGUGCCCUUGAGUUUGAUGUGGAGGUGAUCUCGCUCUCUCAGCAAACACCCUGGCAGAAGCUAGUGAAUGAUGUUUUACCUCUGGUGUGUCUGGCACUGGUUCCCACCCUGCUGGGUUUAGUGGGCAUCUACCUCUAUAAAAAAGCUAAUGCGCAAGCUCACGGCAAGAAGAAGAGCAAAGACAAGAAGAGCAAGAAGAAAUAAGAUCAAAGCCAAAUAAAGAAACUAUUUAAAUAAAAAAAGAAAGAAUAAAAAUAGGGUUGUGUGGAGUUUGUUAGCUUUUUAAAGGAGACAUUUUUUUAAGAUGUCAAAUAAAUCUUUAGUGUCCCCGCCCGGAGUAUGUAUAUGAAGUUCUAGCUCAAAAUACCCUACAGAUAAUUUAUUAUAGAAUGUUUAAAUUGCCACUUUGUAGGUGUGAGCAAAAAUUUGGCAUUUUGGGUGUGUCCUUUAAAAUGCAAAUGAGCUGAUCUCUGCACUAAAUGGCAGUGCUGUGGUUGGAUAGUGCAAAUUUU
Messenger RNA from Paramisgurnus dabryanus, 1145 nucleotides. RefSeq names its product FKBP prolyl isomerase 11 (gene fkbp11). The record is from RefSeq and is a predicted model, not a curated record. Lineage: Eukaryota; Metazoa; Chordata; Actinopteri; Cypriniformes; Cobitidae. Gene Ontology annotation, molecular function: peptidyl-prolyl cis-trans isomerase activity. Gene Ontology annotation, biological process: protein peptidyl-prolyl isomerization. Gene Ontology annotation, cellular component: endoplasmic reticulum.